UAAAACAGACGAUCAUAAAGAUUUGUUGGACAGAAAUCAGAAAGCAAAGUGGUACCCGUCCCAACAUCCUUAGAAUUUUUUAUUUUUGAGACGGAGUCUCGCUCUGUCACCCAGGCUGGAGUGCAGUGGUGCGGUCUCGGCUCACCGCAAGCUCCUCCUCCCGGGUUCACGCCAUUCUCCUGCCUCAGCCUCCCGAGUAGCUGGGGCUACAGGCGCCCGCCACCACGCCACCACGCUACCACGCUAAUUUUUUUGUAUUUUUUUUUUUUUUUUUUAGUAGAGACGGGGUUUCACCGUUUUAGCCAGGAUGGUCUCGAUCUCCUGACCUCGUGAGCCGCCUGCCUCGGCCUCCCGAAGUGCUGGGAUUACAGGCGUGAGCCACCGCACCCGGCCACAUCCCUAUAAUAUUCUUAAGAGGACUUGAUGCCACCCUCCCCAAAAAAACCUGAAAUAUUCCGAAAGGUUAAAAUUGAUAAAUUCAAUUGACAUUUUGAAAUCAGAAGAUUCUGCCCCCGAAAUAAACUUGUUUUACUUCAUUUUACUAUUUCAAGAAAUUGUUGCGAUGCAAUAGGUAGUAGAGGAGACUUUUCCAUUAAAAUUAACACCAGAUUUGCUUUUGGUGGAAAGAAAUCUGAGAUAGUUCUCAUUGACAGCAUCCGCAAGCUGUUUUCUCUGAUGUUUUGAACAGGCAACCAUUCUUACUCUUUAUCUUAAGGUAGUUGAUUCCCAAGGAUAGCAACAGGGAGGAAUGCGCAAGGAAUUUGGUAACUUCAUUUUUCUCUGGUGUAACCAUUAUUUGUGACUAUGUUGAAGUUAGAUUUCUUCCCUAAAAGUGGCCUUGCUUUCUUGUUGAUUCUUGGUUUAAAUAUUAUUGAGCUUAAAUAGUAGUUGAUGUUUUACUGAGAAGUGUGCUCUGUGAUGGUGAGAUGUUUGAACUGUAGGAGUGUGGGAGAAGUGGGAUCCUUAACAGAGGGAACACUAAUUAUUAUUUGCUUUCUGUCAUCUGGAAGGUAUUCCAAGCUAGACUAACAGGUUUAGUAUGAAAGAAAUGUAAGCUUCAUAUGAUUUUUAUUUUUAUUUUUAUUUUUGAGACGGAGUCUCACUCUCUUGCCCAGGCUGGAGUGCAGUGAUGCGGUCUCGGCUCACUGCAACAGCCACCUUCCAGGUUCAAGUGAUUCUCAUGCCUCAGCCUGCAGAAUAGCUGGGACUACAGGUGGGCACCACCAUGCCCGGCUACUUUUUUUACAUUUUUAAUAGAGACGGGGGUUUCACCAUGUUGGCCAGGCUGGUCUCGAACUCCUGAUCUCAAGUGAUCCACCUACCUCAGCCUCCCAAAGUGCUGGGAUUACAGGCGUGAGCGACUGCACGCAGCCCAUAUGAUUAACUUUUGUCCAUGGAUUCUUACCUACCUCUUUUGGGAACUGGGUCAGUUUAGGUUUCUAAGGUAGGAGAGCCAUCUAGUAGGAGCAGGUUAAACUAGAUUUCUGAGGUCAUCUACUUAUGGUCAUAACAUUUAGUGUUGUGUGUUAUUAAAAAGUCAUAGGAUGCCAUCUGAUCUGUAUACCAUCUAACCUGUACCCUGUAUUUCUUUUAUGCAGAGAAGGUAGGAAAUACAGGUAAAUGUUACCUGAGUGGUUGGGUUUAUGAGUGAAGCUGUUUUUGCAUAUGUUUUGGUGUUUUCCAUUUGUUACUGCUGUAGUCAGCAAAAGUGAUUUUAAACACUAGAACUGUCUUGAAUAAAACCAUGAUUAUGUAUCCCUUUUCCAGGAAAAAUCUUUUGGAAGGUGCCAGAUGGUGUAUGUAGCAUGCUUUUCAGUGUAUAUGUGUGAUUAAAAAAAAAAAAACUUAUGUGUGUAUUCACGUACACACACACACACACAGAUGAUAAGAGUAUCUCUGAAAUGUUGUUAUACAAGAAAACAUGGGCCCUUCUGAGAUGGGGUAUACUAGGUACAUCUAUUCUGAAAUAAAAAAUAAUUUUAUAUGAAGUUGAUCCUUGAACAGUGCAGAGAUUAGGGCCACUGACCCCUAUGAAGUCAGAAAUCCGAGUGGAAUACCAUGGGAUCCAUACAAAGUACCACUAAUGAUACUGGGAGUACUCCCAAGAAGCAGAGAAAAGUAAUGACAUUACAGAAAAAGUGAAAUGCUUGGUAUGUACUAUGGAUUGAGGUUUGCAGCUGUGAUUGCCUGCCAUUUCAAGAUAAAUAAAUUGAGUGUAAGGACCAUUGUGAAAAAAGAAAAGGAAAUUCAUGAAGCUGUUGCUGCAGCUAUGCCAGCAGGUGUGAAAACUUCGUACUUUUUGCAAAGUACCUUUUCAUGUUUUAUUGAAAAUUUAGCUUUUAUGUGGGGGCAGAAUUGCUAUGAGAAAGGCAUACAUAUAAACUAAUGCUAUUCAAAAACAAGUGAAGUCAUUGUAUAACAGCUUAAAGCAGAAGGAAGGAGAAGGAUCUAAAACUGGGUAAUUUAAUGCCAGCAAAGGAUAGUUUGAUAAUUUUAGGAAGAGAUCUGGCUUAAAAAAUGUCAAGAGAACCGGAGAAAAAGCCUCUGCUGACCAACAGGCAGAAGAUGAGUUCCCAAACACCAUUCAGAAAAUCAUUGAGGAGAAAGUAUUAAAUAUAUCUUCCUGAGUGGGUGUUUUUUUGUAAAAGCAAGUUUAUUAAGAAAGCAAAAGAAUAAAAGAAUGGCUACACCAUAGGCAGAGCAGCCCUGAACAAGCUUUUAAUGCUGAUGAAAGUGACCUGUUUUGGAAAAAAUGUCACAAAGGACAUUUAUUAGUAAGGAAGAGAAAUGAGCACCAGGAUUUAAGGCAGGAAGGUGUACGCAAAUUCUUCUAUUUUAUGGAUAUGCAGUUGGGUUCCUUGUCUAUGAAGUGUCUAACCCCCGAGCUUUGAAGGAAAAAGAUAAGUACCAGCUGCUAGUCUUGUGGUUGUAUAAGGAGGCCUGGACAACAAGAAUCAUUCUUUCUGGAUUAAUUUCAUUGAUGCUUUGUCCCUGAAGUCAGAAAGUACCUUGCCAGCAGGGAUUGCCUUUAAAAAUUCUUUUGAUACUGGACUAUGCCCCUGGCCACCCAGAACCCCAUGAGUUCAACAUCGAAGCUGUGGAAGUGGUCUACUUGUCCCCAGACAUAAUGUCUCUAAUUCAGCCUCUAAAUCCAGGGGUUCAUAAAGAACUUUAAGGCAUUACACAUGGUACUCUAUGGAAAGGAUUGUCAGUGCUGUGGAAGAGAACUCCAAUAGAGAGAACAUCAUGAAAGUUUGGAAGGAUUACACCAUUGAAGAUGCAGUCAUUGUUAUAGAAAAAGCCGUAAAAGCCAUCAGACUUGAAACAAUAAAUUACUAGUGGAGAAACUAUGCCCAGGUGUUGUGCGUGACCUCACAGGAUUUACACCAGAGCCAAUCAAGGAAAUCAUGAAAGAGAUUGUGGAUAUGACAAAAAAGGUCUUUCAGCAUAAGGAUCUUACAGAAAUUCAAGAGCCAGUAGACAUCACACCAGAGGAAUUAACAUAAUAUAACUUGAUAAAGAUGAGUGCUUUGGAACCAGUGCUAGACAGUGAGGAAGAAGACUUUGAAGAAACAGUGCCAGGGGCCAAAUGCAGUGGCUCAUGCCUGUAAUGCCAGCAUUUUGGGAGGCCAAGGUGGAUGGCUCACUUGAGCCCAGGAGUUCAAGCCUGGGUAACACGGUGAAACCCUGUCUCUACAAAAAAUACAAAAAAUUUAGCUGGAUGUGGAGGUACACGUCUGUAGUCCCAGCUACAUGGGGGGCUGAGGUGGGGAAGAUCAGUUGAGCCUGGGAUGCAGUGAGCCAUGAUGGCACCACUGCACUCCAGCUGGGAUGACAGAGUGAGACUCUAUCUCAAAAAAAAAAAAAAAAAAAAAGUGGUGCCAGAACACAAAUUGACAGUAGACAAUAUGGCAGAAGGUUUUCAAUUAUCAAGACUGCUUUUCACUUCUUUUAUCACAUGGACCCUUCUUUGAUACUGGCACUGAAUCUAAAGCAAAUGGUAGAAGAAAGAUCAGUACUAUAUAAAAAUGUUUUUAGAGAAAUGAAACGGCAAAAAGUCGGGCAGAAAUCAUGAUGUACUUCUAUAAAGUCGAGUGUGCCUGCCACUUCUGCAUCCCCUUCUACCUCUUUCACCCCUGCAAUUCCUCAGACAGCAAGACCAACCCCUCCUCUUCAGCCUACCCAGUGUGAAGACAAUGAAGAUGAAGACCUUUGUGAUAAUCCACUUCCACUUAAUAGUAUAUUCAUAUUUUAAUGAUCUUCUGGUCAUUUGUUGCUGGAGUUGUCACAUUCUACUGCUCACUAGGACCUGAUUCUCUCUUACCAAAUAUAUUCUUCACAAUAAAAUACAAACCCAAGCAGUUAGGACUUCAGGAAUUAUUUCCUCAAGGUCAUAGCUGUGCUGUUUGUGGUAAAGUGAAAUGUAAACGACAUAGGCCUUCUUUGCUACUUGAAAACUACCAGCCAUGGCUAGACCUGAAAAUUUCUUCCAAGGUUGAUGCAUCUCUCUCAGAGGUUCUUGAAUUAGUGUUGGAAAACUUUGUUUAUCCGUGGUACAGGGAUGUGACAGAUGAUGAAUCCUUUGUUGAUGAACUGAGAAUAACAUUACGUUUUUUUGCAUCUGUCUUAAUAAGAAGGAUUCACAAGGUGGAUAUUCCAUCUAUUAUAACCAAGAAACUAUUAAAAGCAGCAAUGAAGCAUAUAGAAGUGAUAGUUAAAGCCAGACAGAAAGUAAAAAAUACAGAGUUUUUACAGCAAGCUGCUUUAGAAGAAUAUGGUCCAGAGCUUCAUGUUGCUUUGAGAAGUCGAAGAGAUGAAUUGCACUAUUUAAGGAAACUUACUGAACUGCUUUUUCCUUAUAUUUUGCCUCCUAAAGCAACAGACUGCAGAUCUCUGACCUUACUUAUAAGAGAGAUUCUGUCUGGCUCUGUGUUCCUUCCUUCUUUGGAUUUCCUAGCUGAUCCAGAUACUGUGAAUCAUUUGCUUAUCAUCUUCAUAGAUGACAGUCCACCUGAAAAAGCAACUGAACCGGCUUCUCCUUUGGUUCCAUUCUUGCAGAAAUUUGCAGAACCUAGAAAUAAAAAGCCAUCUGUGCUGAAGUUAGAAUUGAAGCAAAUCAGAGAGCAACAAGAUCUUUUAUUUCGUUUUAUGAACUUUCUGAAACAAGAAGGCGCAGUGCACGUGUUGCAGUUUUGUUUGACUGUGGAGGAAUUUAAUGAUAGAAUUUUACGACCAGAAUUAUCAAAUGAUGAAAUGCUGUCUCUUCAUGAAGAAUUGCAGAAGAUUUAUAAAACAUACUGUUUGGAUGAAAGUAUUGACAAAAUUAGAUUUGAUCCCUUCAUUGUAGAAGAGAUUCAAAGAAUUGCUGAAGGCCCAUACAUAGAUGUUGUGAAACUUCAAACUAUGAGAUGUCUUUUUGAAGCAUAUGAACAUGUUCUUUCCCUUUUGGAGAAUGUAUUUACUCCUAUGUUCUGCCAUAGUGAUGAGUAUUUCAGACAACUUUUAAGAGGUGCAGAAUCACCAACACGCAAUUCAAAAUUGAACAGAGGUAGCCUAAGUUUGGAUGAUUUUCGGAACACACAGAAAAGGGGAGAAUCAUUUGGAAUCAGCAGAAUAGGUAGCAAAAUUAAAGGAGUAUUCAAAAGUACCACAAUGGAGGGAGCUAUGUUGCCUAAUUAUGGUGUAGCUGAAGGUGAAGAUGAUUUUAUUGAAGAAGGUAUUGUUGUAAUGGAAGAUGAUUCUCCAGUGGAGGCUGUGAGCACACCUAAUACUCCCCGAAACCUUGCUGCAUGGAAAAUUAGCAUUCCAUAUGUAGACUUUUUUGAGGAUCCCUCCUCUGAAAGGAAGGAGAAAAAAGAAAGAAUUCCUGUGUUUUGUAUUGAUGUUGAAAGAAAUGAUAGAAGAGCAGUUGGACACGAGCCUGAACAUUGGUCUGUCUAUAGAAGAUAUCUUGAAUUCUAUGUACUUGAAUCAAAACUAACAGAAUUUCAUGGUGCAUUUCCUGAUGCCCAGCUUCCUUCUAAGAGGAUCAUUGGCCCCAAAAAUUAUGAAUUCUUAAAGUCAAAGAGGGAAGAGUUCCAAGAAUAUCUACAGAAACUUCUGCAGCAUCCAGAACUGAGUAAUAGUCAACUUCUGGCAGACUUUCUUUCCCCUAAUGGUGGGGAAACACAAUUUCUUGAUAAGAUACUACCAGAUGUAAAUCUUGGGAAAAUUAUAAAAUCUGUUCCUGGAAAACUAAUGAAAGAGAAAGGUCAGCAUUUGGAACCUUUUAUCAUGAAUUUCAUUAAUUCUUGUGAGUCUCCAAAGCCUAAACCAAGUAGACCAGAACUGACCAUUCUCAGCCCUACUUCAGAAAACAACAAGAAGCUUUUCAAUGAUCUGUUUAAAAAUAAUGCAAACCGUGCUGAAAAUACAGAGAGAAAGCAAAAUCAGAAUUAUUUUAUGGAGGUGAUGACUGUAGAAGGAGUCUAUGAUUACCUGAUGUAUGUAGGACGGGUAGUUUUCCAGGUUCCUGACUGGCUUCAUCAUCUCUUAAUGGGAACUCGAAUCCUCUUUAAAAACACCCUGGAAAUGUAUACUGAUUACUAUCUUCAGUGUAAACUAGAACAGCUAUUUCAGGAGCACCGUUUGGUCUCACUCAUAACACUUCUCAGAGAUGCUAUAUUCUGUGAAAACACUGAACCUCGCUCUCUCCAAGAUAAGCAAAAAGGAGCAAAACAGACUUUUGAAGAAAUGAUGAAUUACAUUCCAGAUCUGUUAGUCAAGUGUAUUGGUGAAGAAACCAAGUAUGAAAGCAUCAGACUUCUGUUUGAUGGCUUACAGCAACCAGUACUCAACAAGCAGCUGACUUAUGUUUUAUUGGACAUUGUGAUACAGGAACUGUUUCCAGAGCUCAAUAAGGUACAAAAGGAAGUUACCUCUGUGACAUCUUGGAUGUAAACACUUGGAUUUGGUAUAGAAUAACCCAUUGAAAUUUCUGCUGUGCGAGGGUGGUAGAAAUUUACUUUUUUGGGUAUAUUCUUAUAUAUAUUAUGUACAUCGCUGUCUGAAAUUUUAGUUAUUUUUUGUUUUUAAUAAAGACUAACACAAACUUAAUGAUUAAAAGUGAUUGAGUCUCAUAGUCUUUCAUUUGCUAGCUGUGAUCCAAAUUUUAUUAGAACAUAAGUCACUUGUUAUUGCCAUUUUUAAAAGAGAAAAUUCAUAAUGAUGUUAUGGCAAACAGAUAAGACUGAUAAACUUCGUAUUGUAUAGCUUUGAAAAUAAUUAUGCCUAGUAUGGAGAAACAGGAAUAAGAUCUGAUUUUCUUAGAGUUAAUAUAUUUUAGUAGAUUGGUUUUCCUUUUUUUUAUUUUGUACAUAGUUAACUGUGUAUCUAUAAAUAAAGCAUCCUAUAUGAGUUUUUAAUAAUAAA
Molecule: messenger RNA, 7410 nt
Organism: Homo sapiens (human)
Lineage: Eukaryota; Metazoa; Chordata; Mammalia; Primates; Hominidae
Gene: SNX14
Product: sorting nexin 14
Exons: 29
Coding region: 4255-6939 (894 amino acids)
Biological process (GO): postsynaptic modulation of chemical synaptic transmission
Cellular component (GO): late endosome membrane; postsynapse; dendrite
Molecular function (GO): phosphatidylinositol binding; phosphatidylinositol-3,5-bisphosphate binding
Source: RefSeq, a predicted model, not a curated record